AUGGUCCUGUUUUGGGCCGUUAGCCUGGUGCAGUUGUUUCGUAAGUUUUUGUUUUAAAUUUUUUUUGUAAAAUACGCGUUGUUUUGUGGAAUUAUGUUAUAGUAUUAAAGAUAAUUUUUUGGACUAUUAGCUAGCCUUAGCCCUAGUCCUAGCUCAGAGCCCUAGUCCAGAGCCCUAGCCCAGAGCCCUAGCUCAGAGCCCUAGCCCACAGUCCUAGCCCACAGUCCUAGCCCAGAGCUCUAGUCCAGAGCAAGCACCCAUUAAGACAAUAACUUGUCUACCCCCAGUAAAACUCUUUGAUCAUGCCAUCUCAAUUGAAUUUUUGUUUGUGUUCGUUAUGAUGAAUAACAUAACUUUCACAGACUCAUCCCUCAUCUUUGUUUUGACAGCCCAACUCCCCAAAGGCAAGAAGAGGAACUGUAAUCCAAUUUAUGGUUUUGGGUUCGUAAAAAUAUAUUGGGUAUGGGUGGGGGUAGAGAGGAAAUGUGAUAAAAGAUGUGACAAAGGGCAUUUUGGGUAAAAAACAAGCAAGAAUUUGGUAUAAAAGUUUUGAAAAUUUAUUGUGCUGUAUAGUACGAAAAAUUAAAAGUAGUACUGAAAAUGCAUGUUAGUACUGGAAAUUGUUACUAAUACUGCACUUGCACUAAAAAUGGUCUUUAUGGUACUUUUUUAAAGAAAACAGCACUAUAAUUGUCUAUUUAGUACUAUAUUAUGCAAUUUAGUACUAAGCAACAAACUUUAGUACUAAAAAGUAAAACUAGUACUGAAUUGCAGUACUAGUGCUAAAAAGUUCAUAAAGACCUGUAUCAGUACUACAUCCAAUCCUAGCCUACUUUAACCUACGGUACCCUGCUUUAACCUAUUCUACUCUACCAUACCCUACUCUGAUUUACCCUGUCUUACCCUGCCUUACAUUAACUUACUUUACCUUAAUCUACCCUAGUACUAAAAAUAUUAUUUAGAACAAAAAUUUUUUUAAAAUUUUUAAAAAUUAAAAUUUUCAGACUUUGUGACGUCCGAUGACAACUUGGUACGCCUCUACAGGACAUUAUUGCGCAAUUAUGAGAGUGAAGUACGGCCGGCGAUGAGGUACGAUCAUCCUGUCAACGUGACCUUCUCUUUCGCACUGACACAGAUUAUUGAUGUGGUAAGGUUGAAAAUGGCAUUUUUAUGUAAAAUAUGGUUUUGGAACUGUUUUUGGUACUGUUAGGGCACUUUAUGACUUUUUUUGAGAUUUUGAUUUAAAAAUGGUACAUAUGGUACAAUUGGUACAGUUUUACUUAAUUAGUACUAUUUUUGGUACACUUAGCUCAGAUUUAAAAAAAUUAAGGACACAAUUUUCGUAUUUUACCUUAACCGAUAUUAUUUUAGGACGAACGAAAAGAAAUCAUGACGACAAACGCCUGGGUCAGACAAAGCUGGAUCGAUUAUAAGUUGAUUUGGAAUCCAUUAGAUUUUGAUAAUGUCACAACCAUCCAUAUACCGUUUGAUAAGAUCUGGAAGCCUGAUAUCAUGUUAGUUUUGGCAUUUUUUAGAAAUUUGAGUUUGAGUUUAGCCUGAGCCUGAGCCUGAGAUUGAGCCUGAGCUUGAGCAUGAGCUUGAGCUUGAGCUUGAGCCUGAGCCUAAGCUUAAGCCUAUGUUUCAAGCCAAUAUGCCAUUUCAUAAUAGUCCUAAAUUUAAAAAUGUUUAUUUGUAUUAUUAUUAUAAUCUUCAUAAUUUCAGCCUGUACAACAACGCAGCAGAUGCCUAUGACAAGUCAGUAAUGUCAACAGAUGUUAUUGUUAGUUUCGAUGGGAAUGUCUCUUGGACUAUGGCUGGCAUCUUUCAAUCUAGUUGUGGGUAAGACAAGAACUUCCUUUACAAAACAGAAAAUGGCAAGAACUUUCUUUACAUAACAUAAAAUGGCAAAAACUUUCUUUUCAAAACAAAAAAUAGUAAGGUUUUUCUUUAUUGCACCGUGCAAAAUAACUUUAUUUGGUUUGCACGGUGCAAACAUGAAGUUAUUUGCUGCACGGUGCAACCGACAUAGUUGUUUUGCACAGUGCAAUGAUGUAAUUUGCUUGCACAGUGCAGUCUUUUCAUUCUAUUGCACGGUGCAGUUACAAAAUAACUGACUUGCACAGUGCAGCAUAUAAGAACGACGUUGCACGGUGAAAUUACGCAAUUCACUGGCGCUGUGCAGUGUCAAAAAUAACUUGCACGGUGCAAUGACGUAACUUCUUGCACUGUGCAGUCUUACAAAUACGGUGCAAGCACCUUUUACUCUACAUAAUGCUGACAUAUUUAUUUCAGAAUGGACGUCCGGUACUACCCAUUUGACAGCCAAAGUUGUAUUCUAAAAUUCGCUUCUUGGGCAUAUGAUGGUACCAAAAUUGACAUUCUCUUAUCAUCUGAACUAGGCGAUGAAUCCAAUUACAUGACGAGUACAGAAUGGCAUCUGAAGAGUAUUCGCGCUGAAAAAAACUCGAUCAUCUACAGUUGUUGUCCUGAACCAUAUCCAUUUGUUGACAUUUUUAUCACCAUUCAAAGGAGGCCAAUGUUCUAUGUCUUCAACUUGAUAUUACCAUGUGUUAUGAUAAGUGGCAUCGCGCUUCUUGGUUUCUACAUGCCUUCUGGGGCUGGCGAGAAGGUCUCACUGGGUAGGUUAUGUGGAAUUGUCAAGGACUUUCUUUACAGAAUGAAAAAUCGCAAGAACUUUCUUUACAAAACAAAAAAUGGCAAGAACUUUCUUUACAAAGGAAAAAAUGGCAAAAACUUUAAUUACAAAACAUAAAAUUUGCAAAGCUUUCUUUACAGAGCAAAAAAUGGCAAAAACUUUCUUUACAAUACAUAGAAUGCUGCAAAUUUUAAAAUUUAGUUUUUAUACUGCACGGUGCAACAUAUUUUUGUUUUAUCGCUAUAAUACUUUUUGGUUAGUUUUAGGUAACAAAAACAAUUUUAAAUUUUGAUUCACGUCUUAAAACGUUACUGUAACUAAUUUUAUGACAGUUGCUUGUCAUAUAUUAACAUAGCGAAUAUUCAAAAAUUCAUUGCACAGUGCAAUCAAAAUAAGCUUUGCACGGUGCAGACAUUUCGAUAUUUUAAUUUUUAAUUUUUUUUUGUAUAAUUACCAUACUUAUCUAAGACGUAUUUUACAUAAAGAAUCUCAAUUUUUAGGUAUCACUUCGCUGUUAUCAACCACAGUGUUCUUGAUGUUAGUAGCCGAAGGGAUGCCUCCCACUUCGGAUGCUCUGCCAUUAUUGGGUAUCUACUACGGAGCUACAAUCUUCAUUGUAUCAUUAGCUACUGCCAUGACUGUAUUGACUGUAAGUGUUUUACUAUAUCAGAAAAAGGGUUACUGUAGGGUAAAGUAAGGCUUACGGUAGAGCUUACUGUAGAGUAAAGCGAAACUUGUUUUAGAUCUUAUUGUAAAUGUUACAGUAAGGGUGGGGGUAGACUAACUUUUUUAAUUUAAAAAUCGAUUUCAAACUAUUCCAGUUGAACAUCCAUCAUCACGGCACGACAGGCUGUGCCGUUCCAGCCGUUGUUCAAAAAAUCGUUAUGGGUUUCAUGGCCAGGAUAUUACUUAUGCGAAUCGAUUACUAUCACAGCAUCAACGAGCAUGUCGAGUAUUUCUACAGUAAAGAGCACGGCAAAGACCGUGAGGAACGGUUGUGUUCACAGUGGCUUUUGAAAGGAAUUUCGACCAAAAAAUCGAUCAGUCCAAGAGCUUCAGCUCCUGCUUUGCCUAAUCAUAAUAAGCCUAAACAUAAGGAAAGUACUGUAAGUUGAGAUAUAUGUUUUGACUUAGUAGACCAGUAGUACCAUUAAGGUACCAUUAGUACUAUUUGUUAAAAUUUUUUAAAAAGUAAUUUUUUUUAUUAAAAAUACUUUAAAAAUGACUUUGGAGCUUUAAAAAAGUAAGUGCACCAAUAGUACCACUAAGGUACCAUUAGUACCAUUUUGUAAAAAUUGCUUAAAAAUUGAUAUUUUAGCUUCAAGCACUUAAAAAACUAUUUUGCAACAAUAAAAAAAUAAUGUGCACCAGUAGUACCACUAACGUACCAUUAGUACCGUUUUUCAAAAAUGUCGUAAAAUUAAUUUUUUUAAUUUAAAAAUUUAAAAAAUAUUGUAGGGCAGUAAAAAACGGGUAUCUUGGUCGAACGACGCCCUCCAACACCUACCAUUCGCAAACGGCGGCCUCAAUCACACUCACGACCUGAACAAUCACGUCGAGAAUCACGAUGACAAUUCGGAAACGGUCGAACUGAAUGGCACCUUCUCACCCACCCAUUAUCAACCAAAUGGGUCGGUAAAGAAGGGGGCGGCGUUUGAGAAUGUGGACAAUAUUCCACUGGUCGAUGCGGUUCAAACCACCGCCCUGACCUCGACCACCACCAGUCUCGCGGCCAGGUUUGUUUCAUUGAAACGAGCACAAAGUCUGGCUGCCGCUGAUAACAGUGAUAAGAAUGAAGAUUUGUUUGAAAACGAGUUUCUACGGGUUUUGGCACGGGUUCAUGGCGCCAUCGAACGGUGAGUCGGAGACAAGUUAUACGAUGAAACGUGUACAUGUUUUAGAGUAUAACAUGUCACUUUUUUUGAAAAUUGGUUUAUAUAGUGAUCUAAAAUGGUAAAAAAGCAACAGGUAGCUAACACUUUUUACUUAAGUUAAAAUUGAAAAUCUAAGGACAAGUUAUACGAUAAAAAAUGUUCUUUCUGACAUAUUUCAGAGUAUAACAUGUCAUUUUUUAUAAAAAGCGAUUUAGUAGUAGCUUUGAAUGAUAAAAUACGAUGUUGUUAGGCAAUAUAUAUAUAUAUUAACUACACAGUUAAUAUUAAAGAGACAAGUUAUACGGUGAAACGUGUUCGGGCAUGUUUCUUCGUAUAACAUGUCAUUUAAAAAAAUUAUAAAAAGAAUGUUAAGAUGGUAAAAUACGGGGAUACAAAUAAAAUAAACGGACAUGUUUCAUCGUAUAAAAUGUCACUUUUUUAAAUCCUAAGAUUUAAAAUAGUAAAAUACGUGUUAAAUUAUUACUAAACGCUAUUCUGUGAUGAUAUUUUAAGUCAAGCGACAAGUUAUGCGAUAAAAAAUGCCCGGACAGGUUUCAUCGUAUAAAAUGUCACUUUUAGAUUUACAUAAUUAAAAAAUUUAAAUUUCAGAAACGAAAUGCGACAAGCCGAGAAAGACCGUCGCAACGCCACCAAACUGGAAUGGCAACAAGUUGCGUUGGUUUUGGACAGGUUUCUAUUCAUUUUGUUCGCCUCGGGCACCACUCUCACUUCGCUCACAAUCAUAUAUCAACGACAAUUGUGGAGUUUAUUCGGUUAUGAUGAUUGA
This is a messenger RNA of Bursaphelenchus okinawaensis, 5317 nucleotides long. The record is from the annotation of a GenBank genome assembly. Lineage: Eukaryota; Metazoa; Nematoda; Chromadorea; Rhabditida; Aphelenchoididae.